AUGCCGUUGAUGGUUGUGUGUGGAAACCCUUCCUCUGGAAAGAGCACUGUUACUAAAUACUUUUGUCAGUAUAUGAAAUCUAAAAGAACGCAGGAAGUUGUGGUAAUAUCUGAUAGUAAUAAUGGUUCAUUUUCUCGGACAGUAUAUAAUGAUUCACGCUUGGAACGAGACCAUCGUGCAGUAUUAAAGUCAGAAGUACAACGCUUGCUUUCAUCUAACUGUCUAGUCAUCUGUGAUUCAUUAAAUUACAUUAAAGGUUUUAGAUACGAACUAUUUUGCAUGGCAAAAUUUGUGCGGACAACUUUUUGUGUUUUGUAUUGUGAAGCUAACGAAGAUAUUUGCCAGCAGCUUAAUUUAAAGAAAGAUGAAAUAGAAAGAUAUGCUUCUGAUCAAAUAACUCAAUUAGUCGUGCGUUUUGAGAAGCCCAUAACAGCAAACAGAUGGGAUUCACCGCUUUUCACGAUCAAAAUUAAAGUUAAUGAUGAAAUCCAUGAAAUGCUUAACAAUAAUUCUGAACAUUUUUUGGAUGUUUGUGGACCCAAAGGCGAACAUUUAGCAUUGGAGGAUAUUUGUUUCUGGUUAUUCGAGGGUAAAAAAUUAAAAGCUAAUGAAAGUACUCGAACUACGCCGCUAAUGCCAGCUGAUUUUUUGCACACUCUUGAUCGUGUAACCCAAGAAAUCGUGGGAAGUGUGCUUGAGCAACAACAUUUUGCUAGACCGGGUGACACUUUCAUCGUACCAAAUUGUGCCACGGAUGAUGGAAAGGUUCUUUUUAUACGUCAGCGAUCUUUUGCUGAACUUUCAAGUUUGCGACGACAAUUCAUCACUUCUAUGAAAAUGCAUCCAAUAAAAAGUGUGCCCAAAUGUGCAAUGUUGUUCGUCGAUUAUCUAAACACUAAUCAGUAA
Molecule: messenger RNA, 906 nt
Organism: Thelazia callipaeda (thelaziosis nematode)
Lineage: Eukaryota; Metazoa; Nematoda; Chromadorea; Rhabditida; Thelaziidae
Source: the annotation of a GenBank genome assembly